This is a messenger RNA of Ornithodoros turicata, 1176 nucleotides long. Its product is annotated as putative nuclease HARBI1. Lineage: Eukaryota; Metazoa; Arthropoda; Arachnida; Ixodida; Argasidae. The transcript has 2 exons. The record is from RefSeq and is a predicted model, not a curated record. The coding region runs from base 1 to 1176 and encodes 391 amino acids.
AUGGCUCUCAGCAAGCCGGCGCCGGCUCUCACUGACGACGACGAUGAGGCUGAGUUUUUGGUGACGUUGUUAACGUACGAAGUAGCACUUAGAAGGAAGCACACGUGGCAGCUGACGAUGCUUCGCAAAAUCCGAGAGCUCGAGGCACAACAAUGUGCCAGGAGACGGUGCCAACGUCUCAUGAUAGCGGCAGCGCAGCUUCGUUCCUCCGGCAGACGCCUGUGGUCAUUUCCGCGGGCACCGUCAUGGUACGAAACCAUACUGCCUUUUCUUCCUGACAACAAGUUUAAGGAACACUUCAGAAUUAACCGCAGCACUUUUAACUAUAUCGUAGCUGUUUGUGAACCAAUGAGGCGGCAGGACGCAAAUACGUGCAAAGCCAUUCCUCUGGAUAAAUGCGUCGCCAGUGCAUUGUACCGGCUCGCAUCUUGGGCAGAGGACAGGACUGUGGCGAACCUGUUUGGCAUUGGGCGAUUCUCCGUCAACGGCAUUUUUCGAGAGUUCUGCAAGAUUGUUCUGCAGCGCCUGGAACCACGAUACGUAAAGUCUCCCAAAGCAUACGAGUUGGCAGAGCAUUUACGACAGUUUUGUGCAGUCGCUGGUUUUCCACAAGGUGUGAGUGCCCUCGAUGGCUGUCAUAUAGAAGUCUGCCCACCAAAGGAUCAGGCUACAGAUUACUAUAACUAUAAAAGCUGGUAUAGCACUGUCCUGCUGGCUCUUCUAGAUCACACCUAUAACUUAAUAUACACAAAUGUUGGGACACCUGGAAGGAGCCAUGAUGCUGUAGUGUUCGUACGGUCACAACUGCCACAUCUUCUGGCCAGCGACUUGUUCAAAAGAGAGGUCCAACUGGUUGUCCUUCGCAUCUAUUUUAGCUAUCGCCUCUCAAGUGACAGGCGCAUGGUUGAGAACGCGUUUGGUUGCCUCAAGGCACGGUUUAGCAUUUUGCAUAAGGGUCUCGAGCGCGACAUUGACAACGUGAACUGCAUAAUCCGGGCGUGCUGUGUUCUUCACAAUAUGUGCCAGCAACUCUGUAACCACUGUGAUGCCAACUGGAUUGAGCUGGCACAGCGUGAAGAACAAGGGCGUCCUCAGCUAUUGUGCUCGAAUAAUCGGGAGGAACCAUCAGGGGUGGCAGUGAGGAAUGCGAUUGCCAUGUACCGUGCUGGAAGCUGA